Chondrus crispus (carragheen) is the source of this 1461-nucleotide messenger RNA. RefSeq names its product Xylulose Kinase. Gene Ontology annotation, molecular function: D-xylulokinase activity. Gene Ontology annotation, biological process: xylulose metabolic process. NCBI's taxonomy places the organism in Eukaryota, Rhodophyta, Florideophyceae, Gigartinales, Gigartinaceae. The transcript has a single exon. The record is from RefSeq and is a predicted model, not a curated record. Bases 1 to 1461 code for a protein of 486 amino acids.
AUGCCCAACCUCACAAGGACCGGUCUCGUUGCCGGGGUAGAUUCGAGCACUGGUGCCACCAAGCUGGAACUGAUAGACCUCAAUACCGGGGUUGUAGUUGCCCAAGCUAGACGCCAACAUCCGGCGACUACCCCUCCAGAGAGUGAGCAAGAUCCCCGUGCAUGGUGGAAUGCGCUACUUGGCUGCUUCGAAGAACUUCAACAUCAUCUUCCUGAUGUGAAAGCCGUGUCGAUCUCGGGACAGCAGCACGGCUUUGUGGCCCUUGAUGGGAACAAUGAUCCAGUCCGGCCAGCGAAACUUUGGAACGAUACAACCUCAGCGCCCCAAAGCAGGGCGAUGAUCGAAAAGCUCGGCCCCGCGACGUGGGCUUCUGCUGUCGGCUCGUUGCCGGCGCCCGCUUUCACAGUCACGAAACUUGCGUGGCUAGCGGCAAAUGAACCCCAUUCACUACUCCGUGUUCGACGAGUAGGACUCCCCCAUGACUAUUUGAAUCUUAGGCUUACCGGUCGCUGGGGAACCGACAGAGGCGAUGCGUCGGGCACUGGCUACUGGUCUGCACAGUCGGGGGAGUACUUGACAGAUCUGAUCGAAGCCGCAGGGGUAUCUCCCGACAUGAUCGAGUUUCCCGAGGUUCUCGGUCCAUUCGAGGUUGUUGGAAACGUAGUUGCUCCCGAGCUGCUCGCUCUCGGGCUCAGUUCUGAUGUCGUCGCUGGGCCGGGCAGUGGUGACAACAUGUGUGCGGCCCUCGGGCUUGGACUGCGUGCCGGUGACGUGGUCGUUUCCCUCGGAACAUCAGGAACGGCGUAUGCCGUAUCUGAUACUGGAACCAAUGAUGAACUGGGCCUCGUCGCAGGCUUUGCUGACGCGACGGGGCACUUUCUUCCGCUUGUCUGCACACUCAACGCUACUAAGGUCACAGAGUCGAUCCGGCGACUCUUAGGCGUCAGCUUUGAACGACUUGACGAGUUGGCAUUGUCAGCGCCUCAGGGUGCGAAUGGACUCACCCUGGUCCCGUACUUCGAUGGCGAGCGGACCCCAAAUCGUCCUGAUGCGACGGGAGCACUCGUGGGUUUGCGCACUUCGGUGGAACGCGCAGAUAUGGCGCGAGCCGCCUUCGAGGGCGUCACUUGCGGCCUUCUCGAUGGUGUCGAUGCCCUGAUCGCAAACGGCGUCACCGCUGACGGUCGUUUCUUCUUGAUCGGUGGUGGUUCGAAGUCUAAGGCAUUCGCUGCCAUAUUUGCUUCACUUGCGGAACGCGACAUCCUACGGCCCGCCAGUGACGAAACCGUUGCGCGAGGUGCUGCUGUCCAGGCUGCGUGUGUCCUGACCGGUCACGAGCCGUCACGCUUUACGCGUUUGUGGAGAUUGGACGAAAGCCGAUUGGUUUCCCCCUCUCUGGUCCAAGGUGAGGCGGCGUCAGUCGUGCGUGAGCGCUAUCGAACCGAAGCGUCAAUGCGUUGA